AUGUACAACGGCAUCGGCCUCAAGUCGGCGCGAGGCUCAGGCACCAACGGCUACAUCCAGCGCAACCUGUCCAACCUCAAACCGCGCGACGACUGGCGCAAGGACCGCGGCGCCACCGACUUCAAGGACGACGUUGGCGGGCGCGCCCGCCACGUGCAGCCGGAUGCCGGCAUCCUCGACCACGAGCGCAAGCGCAAGGUCGAGGUGCGCUGCAUGGAGCUGCAGGACGAGCUAGAGGAAGAGGGCUUGCCCGCAGACGAGGUCGAGGAGCAGGUAGCGGCGCUCAGGCGGACGCUGCAGGAUGCGCUCGCCAACCCGGCCUCGUCGUUUGGCGCGGCCACGCACGCCGAGACCAAGUCGCUCCGCCCCUCGGACACCCACGCCCUCCGCAUGGCCAAGACGAUCGAGGAGGCCAAGAUGCAGCGCGCCCUCGGCAUCGAUGCCGAGUACAAGGAGGGAGACGCAUUCGACCGCGAGCUCCAGGAGCGCAAGAAGCUGCAGCGCAUCGAAGAGCGGCGCCAGGCCGACGAGGCCAGGAGGCGCGACUGGGAGAGGAAGAAACAGCUCAACCAGGAGAGGCGCGCCCUCACCGCGACCCGCACGACGAUGACGACGACGAUGACCGCCGACGCGCGGCUGGACGUCGAGGCCGGAGCCCCUCGCGCUCUCGUUCGCGCUCGUACGACUCGAGGAACUCGCGCAGCCUCAGCCGCAGCCGCAGCCGCUCUCCCAGCCCUCGACGCGAUCGCGGCGGACAGGCCGCGCCAUCCCGACCGCCUGCGCCUGCGCCGCCUGGUCCACCGCCUGCUCGGCCACCUGUGCUGCAGCAGAGGCGACGUAGCAGCAGCAGCAUCAGCAGCAGCAGGAGCGGUAGUCUCGACCCGGAGCGUCGUGGUCGACCCGUGA
Messenger RNA from Pseudozyma flocculosa PF-1, 906 nucleotides. RefSeq lists its product as uncharacterized. Bases 1 to 906 code for a protein of 301 amino acids. The record is from RefSeq and is a predicted model, not a curated record. NCBI's taxonomy places the organism in Eukaryota, Fungi, Basidiomycota, Ustilaginomycetes, Ustilaginales, Ustilaginaceae. The transcript has 2 exons.